Molecule: messenger RNA, 9507 nt
Organism: Periophthalmus magnuspinnatus
Lineage: Eukaryota; Metazoa; Chordata; Actinopteri; Gobiiformes; Gobiidae
Product: nucleosome-remodeling factor subunit BPTF-like
Exons: 35
Coding region: 255-8519 (2754 amino acids)
Biological process (GO): regulation of transcription by RNA polymerase II
Cellular component (GO): NURF complex
Molecular function (GO): RNA polymerase II cis-regulatory region sequence-specific DNA binding; zinc ion binding
Source: RefSeq, a predicted model, not a curated record
CAACGGAGGGAGAGCCUUGGAGAAAAAUGGCGUCUGCUGGCGACCCAGAGCGGGACACCGGGCGUCCAGCCUAAGCGCUUCACCCGGACACUGAGCCCAGGGUUUGGCGGGGAAAGGCCAGACCUCUCGCGUGUUUAUUCCUCAUUUCACUCUGGUGCGUGGCCCAUUUCAGCACCGAAAUUGAGGCGGAACAGAGCAGGCUCUCUCCUGCAGUGAGGGACCGAAGAGCUAGGCCGCCUAAACCUGAAGCCGAGAUGCGGGAGGGUUCGCCCGGGCCAGUCCGCGGCUCGAGGGGCAGUCGAACCAGAGGGAUGAGAGGACGGGGCAGAGGCAGAGGACGGGCCCGGGGCCGAGGGCGAGGAGGUGCAGGCGGAGGGUCGGCCGACUUAGACACAGACGUGUCUGGUCGAGACAACUUUAAUUCGUCCCGCGGCCGUAGGAAAGUUGGAGCCCACAGCGCGGCAUCGCGGAGCAGAGGCAGCAGAGGGAGAGCCAGGGGGUCGAGAGGCGGCCGCGGCACCAGAGGAGGCGUGAGGCGGCCUCAGACCAAGGUGGUCUACGACGAUAACAGCGAGGAUGAGGAGGAUUAUUUCAGCUACAGAUCUGACGAAGACGAGCUCUUGAACGACAACCCGUCUUCUGAUCUGGAGGAAGAGGAGGCCUUAGGAAACGACUCGGACUAUCUGGAGGAGCUACCAGAUGAGGAUGAUGCCAGCUACUGCACCGAGAGCAGCUUCAGGAGCCACAGCACACAUGGAAGCACCCCAGGACGCAGAAGAAGCAGGCCUGUGCGACCAAGAUCUCCAAUAUUGGAAGCAAAGGAUGUUCCUUCCCUGGGUCUUCCUAAGUCCUCUGAAGACCUCCUGGUCCCUUCGUCACACCUGCUCGAUAUCAUUGGUGUUUAUGAGGUUUUGCGUAAUUUUGGCUCUGUGUUGCGUCUCUCUCCAUUCCGCCUGGAGGACUUCUGUGCAGCGCUGGCCAGCCAGGAGCAGUGCACGCUGCUUGCAGAGACCCACAUCUCACUGCUCAAAGCCAUUCUCCGAGAGGAGGACACGUCUAACACCACUUUUGGUCCUGCUGACGUGAAGGACUCUGUCAACUCCACACUGUAUUUUGUGGAUGGCAUGACAUGGCCAGAGGUUGUGCGUUCCUACUGUGACAGUGAUCCAGAGUACAGGCACAUUCUGCCUUUCCUAGACAAUGAGGAGUAUCCGUACGAGCCACUGGAAAGUAAAAUUAAAGUUCUCCAGUUUUUAGUGGACCAGUUUUUGGCAACCAACAUUGCUCGUGAGGAGCUCAUGUCUGAGGGUGUUGUGGCAUACGAUGAUCAUUGCAGAGUGUGCCAUCGUCUGGGCGACCUGCUUUGCUGUGAGACUUGUUCAGCUGUGUACCACCUGGAGUGUGUGAAGCCUCCGCUGCAGGAGGUGCCAGAGGACGAAUGGCAGUGCGAGGUCUGUGUGGCCCAUAAAGUGUCCGGUGUGGCAGACUGCAUCCCUGAGGUGCAGAAGACCAAACCAUUCAUCCGACAACUACCAAUUGGUUUUGAUCGGCAUCAUCGAAAAUAUUGGUUCUUGGAUCGGCGAGUUGUUGUAGAGGAGGACAGUGAGCAAGACAAAACAAUCUGGUACUACAGCUCCAAGGUCCAGCUGGCUGAACUCAUCGACUGCCUAGAUAAGGAUUACUGGGAGGCGGACUUGUAUGCUGCCAUUGAGGAGAUCCGAGAUGAGGUUCAUGCACACAUGGACAUCACAGAGGACUUGACCAACAAAGCCCGUGGCAGCAACAAGUGUUACCUCACUGCUGCCAACGAGGAGAUCCUGGAGAAGCUGCGGUUAAAGAAAGAGGAGGAGAUGGAGGAGGUGAAGAGGCGAGCAGCAGACGAGGCCCUGAGAGCACGGCUGGAGCAGGAAAAGAAAGAUGUGAAUGUAGAGCAUGACGACCCAGAGCCUGAGGACGGUCGACUGGCGGGGGACCUGAAGGAGGAGACCAGAGAGGAGCAGAUAAGCGGAGACCAGACCAAACCAGACUCUGAGGACAUUAACAGCUCAAAAACUGGAGAAACCCCAUCACAUCUCCUGUCCACAACUGUCACUGGAGAGGGCAUCCCCAGCCUCACCCAGCCCUCGCACCCCGGAGAGGACAACAGCAACAGCAGCGCAGAUCUACAACCCAGGGUCCCAGAACCCCCAGAUCUAGCAGACAAGUCAUCUCAAUCCUCUUUGGCCAGCUUUGAUGAAGCAGGGGAAAGUAAAGACGUGAAAGGAGAUGGCACACCUUCAGGAAGUAAGAAGUCUUCAGCCACUCGUAUGGUGACCCGGCUGAGGAAUCCAGACAGCAAACUCAGUCAGCUAAAAAGUCAACAGGUAGCUGCUGCUGUUCAUGAAGCUAACAAGGGCUUCAAGGAGGGCAAAGAGGUACUUGUUGUGAACGCACAAGGGGACAUCACCCGGAUCAGCACACGGAGCAGCAAAGAGGUGGUGAUGAAGGGGACCCUCAGCCAGUUCUUCAAACUUGGUCAAGAGGGCAAAUAUCGGGUCUACCAUAACCAGUACAGCUCCAAUGCACUUUCUUUAAACAAGCACCAGCACAGAGAGGACCAUGACAAGAGACGGCAUCUGUCCCACAAGUUUUGCAUGACUCCUGCGGGGGAAUUUAAAUGGAACGGGUCUAUCCAUGGCUUUAAGGGUCUGACUAUUUCCACUCUGAGGCUCACCAUCAUUCAACUGGAAAACAAUGUCCCUUCUCCAUUCAUGCAUCCCAACUGGGCCUCACAUAGAACCAACUGGAUCAAAGCGGUUCAGAUGUGCAGCAAGGCACGAGAGUUUGCGCUGGCUUUGGCAAUUUUGGAGUGCGCCAUCAAACCUGUGGCUUUACUGCCUAUUUGGAAGGACUCACUGGGCCACACCAGGCUGAAUCGCAUGACGUCCAUGGAACGAGAGGAGAAGGAAAAAGUAAAGAAAAGGGAGAAGAAACUGGAAGAUGAAGAAACACUGCAACAGGCCACUUGGGUCAAAUACACUUUCCCAAUCAAACAUCAGGUGUGGAAACAGAAGGGAGAGGAGUACCGUGUUACUGGUUAUGGAGGAUGGAGUUGGAUCAGUCGGACAUAUGUGCAUCGCUUGCUUACCAGACUUCCUGGAAACACCAACCCCAACUACAGAAAGGAGCUUGAAGAUGCCAAAAUGGGAAAGAAGUGCACAUUACUUGAUUUGAGUCAUCGACCAAGUAUAACUGCCACUGAAGAUCAGGAAAAAAACAGUCCCACAUCUGAACUGGUCGCUGCAAUCUCCACCGAAGACUUGGAUUCAAAAGAGAAAUCUGAAGACCGAUUACAAGAUGUCAAAAGUGAAGCUGAAAAGUCUGAGGGGAUUGUGUCAGACAAUUCCACAACAAAAAUGGAGGUCGAGCCCCCAUGUUCCCUUUUGAAUGAAUGCCAAGGCUCCAGUGAUGGUAAUGUGAAGGACCAAGUCGCUGUGAAGGAGGAGUCUAUGGAUUCAUUGGAGAGACCGUUCAAUUAUGACGUAGUGGACGUCAGUAAAGGGUUUCUGACACGGGUCGCCUACAAGAAGAAAGUAAAGGUGUCUAAACUAGACUCUCUGCUGGAGCGCCGGGUGAAACAGCACAAUAUUGAAGAGCAACAAAGAGGACAAGAGUCUGGAUCCAAACCCCAAACUCCGGCAGCACUGUCCUCAACCCCGGCACCUUCUGUGAGCACCCCCGUCCGACCACGCUCUCCACUCAAGCCCCACACUAUAGCACAGACUCUGGCUUCAGGAAAACAUCUGGAGGACGGAAAAACUGCAAUACAAAACACAACUUUACAAGUUGAUAAUGAUGAGACUGUGAGCCCAGAGGACGCAGUCUCUUCUCCUGUGUUGGACUCCGCACCUGCUGAUGGGUGCAGAAUAGAUGGAGAUUCAACAUCAAAUCAAAGGCUAUUACAGAAUCCAGAGUCGGACUCUGUAGAAAGGACUAUGGACUCAAAACAAACAAAUAGAGAAAUUUCAGAAGAAAUUAAAGCACUUGAAAUACAAGAAUGUAAUGUUAACUCUGAAUCUGAGGGUGUAAAACAUCAAUCUGUUAGUAGUUUAAGGGUUCUUGCCCAAAAGUGCAUAGAAAAAUCAUCAGCCCCCAAAUCUUCACAGCAAUUUGGCUCAGAGCCUAAUGGUAAAGACUCAGAGGAGCUGUUAGAAAAGGACAGCCCAAAAGAGAUUUGUACCCCUGAUCCUGCCUCUCCGCUGCCUCAGUUGAAUGGUGACGAUGGAUUAGGAGGUGAAAGUAAUUCAGAAUUGUGUCCAAAUAAUGGGAUGUACAAUCUGGAGCCUAAAGUGAACAGCAUAGAAAAAUAUGAUGAAGAAAAUAGGCUUGUUGGCUUGUUAAAAGAUGACAUCCAGUCUAAUCAUGUGUUAAAUGGAGAUUUAGGUCCUAUAGACGGGAACUCUACGGUUGAGACUGAAAAUAAAAUGUUUGACCCAGACUAUAGCCCUCCAGUUAAAAUCACCCGACUGGAAAGCAGUACAGAUGCACUUGGCACUAGUAAUCAAAGCACUAUUGAAAACGCCUGCACACCAUCGGUAAAAAUCAUCCGAAUGCCCCCCUCUCCCAUACCAUCAGCUGAGGAGUCCAGUCUAAGUGACGACUUUACAGAGGACAACAAUAGCAACGGCGAGAUGGCAGAACCGCUAAAGACUUUGUUCACACAGGUGACCACCACAUCCACAACCACAGUGGUCUCUUCUACUACCACUAUCACGGGAUCAAAUUUAAACCAAAUCACUUCAACAAACAGCAGCAGAGUGUCGUCCCUCACUACCACGACCAAGACGACUGUCACCAAAACGCCCGGGCAGUCUGAGGUGGUCACUAAAGAAGAGCAUACAUCAGUGUCUGCUUCUCUGUCUAAAUCCAAAACUGAUUCUAGUGGUGAAACGUCAGAGUUGUCAGUGACAAUGAGUCAAGAAGAUUGGUCAUCCACAAAAGGUCGUGUCCGACUUCUCAAAUUCUCCCGCACCAAAAAGACUCGCUCUGAUACUGCGCUGCCCUCAUACCGCAAGUUUGUCACCAAAAGUAACCGCAAGAGUAUUUUUGUGCUGCCAUUUGAUGACCUGAAAGUGCUGGCAAGACGGGGAGGAUUUCGUGAGGUGCAACUGUUCAGCUACAACGCCAAACCAGCUCCAGACAUUUGGCCAUACCCUUCACCCAGGCCUACGUUUGGCAUCACUUGGAGAUAUCGUCUGCAGACAGUGAGGUCGAUGGCAGGUGUUAGCUUGAUGCUGAGACUCCUUUGGGCCUCUUUGAGGUGGGAUGACAUGGCAGUCAAGCCAUCUGCAGCAGUGGGCACAACACGCACAGAACAAUCUGACACCGAAAUCACAACUACGGAGAUCAUCAAGAGGCGGGAUGUGGGACCAUAUGGCAUUCGCUCCGAGUACUGCAUCCGUAAAAUCAUCUGUCCACUCGGAGUGCCCGACACGCCUAAGGAAACCCACACGCCUCAGAGGAAGGGGCUGCGCUCCAGUGCCUUGCGGCCCAAGAAACCAGAGCCGGCCAAGCAGACGGGUCCCGUGGUGAUCGAGACCUGGGUGGCUGAGGAGGAGCUCGACCUUUGGGAGAUCAGAGCGUUCUCUGAAAGAGUUGAGAAGGAGAAGGCUCAAGCGGCGGAGCAGGCCAAGAAGCGCCUGGAGCAGAAGCCCGGCACAGUCACAGUUACUCCAUCAGGGACACCCAGCACUCCUGCCACAACACCUAAAGUGAUUGUUGGAGCCGUGUCAGGACAGGGCACCCCCAACGCCAAAGUGGUGCUGUCCACAAAGAUGGCCGGCAACGUCACAUUCCAGCAGGGCAAGAACUUCCAGCAGUCGUUCGCCACCUGGGUCAAGCAAGGUCAAACCACACAAGGGACUGAUACCAGCGUGACUGUUUCUGGUGGGCAAACCUUCCAAAUAACAGGAACGUCGAGUGGUGCUAAGGUUGUGUCCACCAAGCUUCCACUUCCUGCCAACAGCAAGAUUGUGACUGUAAAUGUGCCUGGUUCACAAGGAGGAGUGGUUCAGCAGAAGGUGUUGAGCAUCAUCCCAUCCAGUACAGCAGGCAGUGCACAGACUUAUACCACUUUGCAGCCUCGGGGCACAGCUCUUAGCAUAAGACCAAAUACACCAGGGUCCCAGCAGCAGGUCCUUACAGCUGGAGGUCAGAUCCGCCCAGGGAUGACGGUGAUUCGAACCCCAAUCCAACAGUCUGGAGCCAUGGGAAAGACUGUAAUUAGAACACCCCUUGUGGUUCAGCAAGGUCAAGGUGGACAACAGGUAGUGACUCAGAUCAUUCGAGGCCAGGCUGUUUCCACUGCAGUAUCUGGUGUGAGUGCUGUAGCUACAGUGGCUGGACAGGGGCCGGCCAGUCCCACCUCAGGACAGACGGCAGGACAAACACCACCCGGGACACCACGAGCCCAAGGCCCAGUCAAACUUAGCCUGGCACAACUCGCACAACUCACACAGAAGCAGCAGCAGCCUGGCGCAGGUGUGGAGCGACAGGCUGGUGUGGGUGGGACCCAGCCCCUCACAGUGAUGGUCCAGGGUCAGGGACAGACCACGGGGCAGCUCCAGGUCAUUCCUUCAGGGGUCACUGUAAUCCCUGGCCCGGGGCAGCAGCUCAUGCAGGCUACACUCCCCAAUGGCCAGAUGCAGCGCUUCCUCUUCACUCCCAUAGUCUCAGGUGUUGCACCCACACCAAGCACAGGUAACCCCACAAAAACCCCAGCCCAGCCGGCGCACCAGGCUGCUGCCCCAGUGCAAGCCAGUGCCUCUCCUCUGACCACAGCCAGCACCCCAUCAGCAGCCACACCCCAGGGGCAGGUACCCCCACAGAUGCCCAUUCAAUCCCCAACAUCACUGCAGAUCAAAACCCAGGGAGGCACUACACAGUUACAGCUUCAGCAAACGUCACAGCUCAUCAAUGUGUCAGGGCUCCAGCAGCAGGUACAGGUUUUGGCCCAGUUGCAGGCUCAACAGGGUGGUGGUGCACUGCCACAGCACUUCAAACUGCAGCUUCCAAUCCAGAUACAACAGACAGGGACCACAUCAGCUCAGGGAGGACAGAUUGGAAAUGUGGUGACUAUUCAGGCAGCCUCAGUGCAGGAGCAGUUACAGAGGAUCCAACAGUUGAGAGAGCAGCAGCAGCAGAAGAAACGGCAAGCGGCAGAGGCCAAAAGAGAACAGGCCCUCAACGCUGUCAAUCAGAACGACAUCAUACAGAAGCAGGUGGUGAUGAAGCAAAAUGCUGUUAUUGAACAUCUGAAGCAAAAGAAAACCAUGACGCCGGCAGAGCGAGAGGAGAAUCAGAGAAUGAUUGUGUGCAACCAGGUAAUGAAGUUCAUCCUGGACCGUAUAGAUAAAGAUGAAAGACAAGCAGCGAAGAAGAAGAAAAAAGAGGAGGUGGUGGAGGCGAAGAGGAGAUUGGCGAAUGCCAGUAAACUGUCCACACUCCUGUAUCGGCACAAAGAGAGCCUCAAGAUGGAGAUCCUCAAGAAGCGGGCCCUUCUCGACAAGGAGCUUCAGCUGGAGGCCCAGGAGGAGCUGAAAAAGGACUUGUUGCGGAUGCAGCGUGAGAAGGAGAAGGCCCACGCUGCAGCUCAACAGGCCGCUCGGGCCGCAGCCGCCGCCCAGCAGCAGGCUUUGGCCCAGCACCACCUCUCCACCCCCAGCGCCGCACACAAGAGGAAACGUGAUGAGGACAGAGACUCGAAGUCCAAGAAGAAGAAGAUGAUCUCAACUACAAGCACUAAAGAGAACAAGAAGGACAUUAAACUCUACUGUGUCUGCAAGACUCCCUACGAUGAGACCAAGUUCUAUAUUGGUUGUGACUUAUGUACAAACUGGUAUCAUGGCGACUGUGUGGGAAUCACGGAAAAGGAAGCAAAGAAAAUGGACGACUACAUUUGUGUUGAGUGUAAACGGGGCCAGGAGAGCAGCACACAGGAGCUGUUCUGCAUCUGCCAGACACCUUACGACGAGUCACAGUUCUAUAUUGGCUGUGAUCGUUGUCAAAACUGGUACCACGGUCGCUGUGUGGGAAUCCUGCAGAGUGAGGCUAACCACAUAGAUGAAUACGUUUGUCCACAGUGUCAGUCUACAGAGGACGCCAUGACUGUUUUUACGCCCCUCACGGACAAGGACUAUGAGGGCCUGAGAAGAAUACUUCGCUCCUUACAGGCCCAUAAAAUGGCUUGGCCAUUUCUGGAGCCGGUGGACACCAAUGAUGCCCCAGACUACUACAGGGUUAUUAAAGAACCAAUGGAUCUUUCCACGAUGGAGGUGAAGUUGCAGAAGCAUGAGUACAUCAAGCUGACGGAGUUUGUAGCCGACAUGACCAAAAUAUUUGACAACUGUCGCUAUUACAACCCCAGCGAUUCGCCCUUUUACCAGUGUGCUGAGAUUCUGGAGACAUUCUUUGUCCAAAAGCUCAAAGGAUUUAAAGCUAGCAGGUCUCAUAACAACAAACUACCAUCAGCAGUCUCUUAGUCCACUCAAAAUCUAUGGCUUAAACCAGCCCCAUGGUUUGAAUGUGACUGAAACGUCUCAUUUCUUGGGAGUUGGAAAUGCUGACGACAAAGUCUGAAUGGGUGUCAAAUUUACAGCUCUGACCAACUGGACCAACUGCCAGCCCCAUGCAGCACCUUGCUUGGAGUUUUCAGCCACUCUCCUUUGCAUCUGAAAUCAAGAAUCUAAGUAUCUCACUCUUCAUGAGAAAUGGCAUUCGGUAACGUCUCGGUAACGUCCCGGUAAUGUGGCAGCAGCAGACUUUAAUCAUGUUUUACUCAGGCACAAUUUGUAGUUUUCCUACAUCGUACAGUUGUUCUUCCUUUACCAUCAUCACAUCUACCAUCUUCGUUUCAUUUUUAGAUAUACCCUGCUCUAUGUGAGCACUGGUGAAUACUGAUUAGCUCAUUGUCAUUGUUUCAGUAAGAUGUCAUCAUUGUGUAUUAUUCAUUAUUCAAGACCAAAUACAGUUAUUUUUAAAUGGGUACACACAAGGGAUUGUCCUAAAGUUGUGAUGGAUAGAUGAUAAAGUCGUUGGCAUCUCCAAAUUAGCCCCUGUUGUUGGGUGCUGCCAGUUUGCAGUGGUUUAUGACAUGAGAUCUAAGAACGCAACAGUGAACAUCAGUGUCUGACUGGUAAACAAAAACGCAAAUUCAAGUAAAUGUGUGUACUGUUUGCAUAUAUUUGUAUAGUCCCAUCACUGUAGCCCACUGUUUAGUUACUCUACAAGAAACUGGACAGUUGCUAAAUGGACCCGAUGGACAGGUUUUCGGUCAUUAAAUGAAGAAGGUCAUGGACAAGCCCUGCUCUUUUGAAAAGCUCUGCCUCUUCUAAAGUAUUUCAUUGAAUUUGACAGAUUGGCUCAUGUCUGUCUGAGCUCAGAAGAACUGGCCCUCAGUGCACGGUUAAGUAAUUGGAUAAUAGACUUCUCCUCAGCAUCUCAAGAUAUUUUGUGGUCUGGGGUAGUGUG